UUACGCAUAUAAUACCACUACAAAGAUUCAUCCUCACACGACACCGUUUUCACCCACUCCACGCUUCCGUCGGGGACUCACCCCCGCCAAAACCCGCUAUUGUCGUCGCCACCCUCUCACAAAUUCAUUUCCACUUUUGCCCCUCCCUUGCGUUUCGAAUUUCAAUUCGCUCCAAUCGAAGUUCGAUUUUGCGAAACACUCCAUUCCAGAAGCUUCGAUUCUCGAUCGCCGAGAAACGGAGCCCUAAAAAUAAUUCUUCUAGGGUUUCUCUGUCUUUGCGUGGUUUUGGUUUUGAAAUUUUUGAUCCGUUCGGGAAUGGGGGAACGAGGAGAGGACGAGGAUUUGCAAAUGGCGAUUCGAAUGAGCAUGCAACGCGCGACGCCGGAGACGAAGCGCAGCAAGCCGCAGGAUGCCGCCGCCGGGGCGGUUUCGGAAUCGUCGGAAGAUUCGCCAGAGUCUAAGACCCGGCGGAGGGAGCUCAUGGCGGCGGCGGCAGAGAAGCGGAUAGCGGCAGCGGUGAGGGUUUUGCCAUCAUCAUUGCCACCGGGGAAGAAAAGUGGUGAAUUGGGGAGGAGAGAGGAGUUGCGUUUGAAGAGUGUGAAUUCGAGUAAGGAACUUUCAGCGGAAGAAGCAAAUCAAUUGUUUUCUAUGGUGUUUGGAAAUGAAGUCUCUAAGGGGAUUCUUGCACAGUGGAGCAACCAGGGAAUACGGUUUAGCUCUGAUCCUGUAACAUCAAUGGGCCUAGUGCAGCAUGAAGGCGGUCCCUGUGGCGUUUUGGCAGCUAUACAAGCAUUUGUGCUUAAACACAUCAUUUUCUUCAGUGAUGAGUUGAAAGAUGUACCAUGCCUGCCACAAAAGGGUCUGGGUGCAUCAUUUAAAAGUCUGUCUGUUCCAUCUUAUACUUUUUCUUCACUCCCUGAAGGUGUAAAAGUAAGGGCCCUCGUAAGAAGUAUGGCUGAAAUUUUAUUUUCAUGUGGAAGUAAUAGAAGGGCUGUGAUUGCAACUUUGAGCUUUCCAGAGAAUCACAUUCCACGUUUUGAAGGGAUUUCAGAGGACGAGGUUAUUGCAAAAUCACUUCAAGGUCUUUCUAUUGAAUCUGCCGUGGAUCUGCAGAAAGUUCUUAGAGUCGAAACGUGCACAUCACAAACAACUGCAUUGCAACGGCUUGAAGCAAAUCUUCCCUUCUUCCAAAGUCGAAUGGGAGCAUUGCUUUUCCUAAUCUCUGCUUUACUUUCUCGAGGACUGGACUUGGUUCAAAGCGACAGGGAUGAUCCCAGCCUACCACUGGUUACAGCACCUUUUGGGCAUGCCUCUCAGGAAAUUGUGAACCUACUGCUCUGUGGGGAGGCCGUCCCUAAUGUGUUUGAUGGAAGGAUGGAUUUAGGGGGAGGGAUGUUUCUAAAAGGUAUAUCUCGAGAUGUGGAAGUUGGAUUUCUCACACUUUUGGAAUCCCUGAAUUUUUGCAAGGUUGGUCAGCAUCUGAAAUCUCCAAAGUGGCCUAUAUGGGUUGUGGGGAGUGAAUCCCAUUACACUGUGCUGUUUGCUCUAGACCCCAGCGUUCAAAGUGAGAAUGAACUGGAAGGAAGGGAAACACAGAUACGCAAAGCCUUUGAUGCACAAGAUCAGAGUGGAGGUGGUGGUUUCAUUAGUGUGGAAGGUUUCCAUCAAGUCCUCAGAGAAACAGAUAUCAAAUUUCCACCAGAGAAGCUGGAACAUCUUUGCUCUGCAGGGUUCAUUGUGUGGAGUGAAUUCUGGCAAGUAAUUUUGGAUCUAGACAAAAGUUUGGGAGGUUUGAAGGAUUCAUCAGGAUUGAUGGGUAAGAAGGUCUUUGAUCUAUACCAUUUUAAUGGGAUUGCUAAAUCAGAUCUGAAUGGCAGCCAAGUAAAUUCUGCGGGUGAAACUCCACUACAAAGACCCCGGCUGACAAAAUUGAGAGUUUCAGUGCCUCCAAGGUGGACGCCUGAGGAAUUUAUGGCAGAUGUGAAGGUUUCAUCUGCUCCUAGUGCUAGUGACUCUGCUGGGAAGGACAAUGAAGUAUCUAAACCGGAGCCUUCCCAGCAUGCGCCUUUGGUGGACUGCAUAAGAACACGCUGGGCCCGUGCUACCUGCAGCUGGUUUGGGGAUCCUCCUAGUAUAGUUUGAGAGGCAUUAUUUGGAGUCGUAUGUGGUGCUUACAGGUGUUUUACAGGAAAGCACGACCAUUUCAAUCAAGAGUAGACAAAGCCUUUACGUUUUAUUUUGAUGUGGUAUCUCGAGGCACAUGAAUAGGGGGUUCAGAUCUCCAAAUUUUCUCCAAUAUGUGCAUAGCCGUUAUGUAAUGUGGAUUGAUGUAUGUUGAACGUUCUCUUCUAUUUUAGCAUGCCAUUCGUAAGUUAAAACAAAAAAAAAAAAAAAAAAAAGAGGGGGUGGAGAUAUUUAUUGUCAAGCCUGCAUGUAGCAUCCAAAAUGUAAUGCCACCAAUUAGGAAGAGUUAUAUACAGUUCUUGGGAGGUUAGUAAUAAACGUGAAAACCUGUUCUUGUUUCUGAAAUUGUUGUAAUAGUAAAGUAUCAUGCUUGGCUUCUGGAAUUUGGGAAAAUGAACAGUCAUAAUAAUACCAUCGCCUCCUCUGUUGUGGAACAUCUUUCUCUUGA
Messenger RNA from Vigna unguiculata (cowpea), 2632 nucleotides. Its product is annotated as ubiquitin interaction motif-containing protein. Lineage: Eukaryota; Viridiplantae; Streptophyta; Magnoliopsida; Fabales; Fabaceae. Gene Ontology annotation, molecular function: K48-linked deubiquitinase activity; cysteine-type deubiquitinase activity. The record is from RefSeq and is a predicted model, not a curated record. Gene Ontology annotation, biological process: protein K48-linked deubiquitination.